This is a messenger RNA of Jatropha curcas, 1950 nucleotides long. The record is from RefSeq and is a predicted model, not a curated record. Lineage: Eukaryota; Viridiplantae; Streptophyta; Magnoliopsida; Malpighiales; Euphorbiaceae.
AUGAGCAAUAAGAAGCCUUUCUCUUCUCCUGCUAUCAGAGAAAUGGGAACACAAGCUCAUCCCACAGCUGCUAACUUAGACCAAAACCAUGAUCGUCCAUUGGCAAACUUCCCCCCUACUGUGUGGGGUUCUAACUUUGCUUCACUGUCCUUAUUCAACCAGGAAAUUGAAUCCUGUACCAAAAAGGUAGAAGAUCUAAAAGAAAAGGUGAAGGAAAAGCUGGCUGCGUCUAAAGAGAAUUUAGCGAAGAACAUAGGAUUCAUUGAUUUAUUAUGCCGACUUGGUGUAUCUUAUCAUUUUGAGAAAGAAAUUGAUGAACAGUCACAUCAUAUUUUUAAUGUCAUCCAUGAUGAUAUUGGUAAUAUUGACUACGAUAUCUACACAGUGGCGCUUCUAUUUCGAGUUUUAAGACAACAUGGGUUCCAAGUGCCUUGUAAUGUGUUUCAAAAAUUCAAGGACAGCGAAGGAAAAUUCAAAGAGGACAUAACAAAAGAUGUGAAAAGCAUUCUUAGCCUUUAUGAAGCUACAUUUGUGAGCAUGCGAGGAGAAGAUAUUCUAGAUGAAGCACUUGUUUUUGUAAGGCCACAUUUGGAGUGUUUUGCUACGCAGUCAAGCUCUAAUCUUGCGAAACACAUAAAGGAUGCUUUGAGUUUGCCCUUCCAUAGAGGCCUUCCAAGAGUAGAGGCUAGAAAGUACAUCUCUUUCUGCGAACAGGAGGAAUCCCAUGAUGAAACUUUACUUAAGUUUGCAAAGUUAGAUUAUAAUCGACUCCAAUUACUAUACAAACAAGAGUUAGGCAUUGUCUCCAGGUGGUGGAAAGAAAUAAAUAUUACGGAGAAACUUCCAUAUGCAAGAGAGAGAAUUGUAGAAGGAUAUUUUAUAGGAAUUGGAGUCCACUUUGAGCCACAGUUUGGUCUUUCACGUAUUCUUGUUGGAAAGUGUGUAGAGUUGCUGGCACUGGUGGAUGAUACAUAUGAUUCUUAUGUCAUCUCUCCACUCUACACUAGGUUUUUGAACGAGAUAUUUUUUUUUUUACUUGUAACUUCCAGGAGCAAUAUUAAUGCCAUUGAUGAGCUACCUACAGAUUAUUUGAAGAUUCUUUAUAAAGCAGUCUUGAUUUUCUUUGACGAGUGGGUGACUGACGAAAGAAAGGAAGGAGGAACCUUUUGUCUCAACUAUACCAAAGAGAAAUUCAAAGAAUUGGCAAGAUCCUAUCUUACAGAGACGAAGUGGUUUUACGAUCGACAUUUGCCAUCAUUCGACGAGUAUAUGCGUAACGCAUUAAUCUCAAGCACAUUUGCUUUAUUAUCAGCAGUGACCGCUGUUGGAAUGGGAAAACUUGCAGGUGUUAAAGAAUUUCAGUGGCUACAAAGUAAUCCCAGAAUUGUUGAUUCUUCCAAAUUCUUUGGCCGUUUGAUAAAUGACAUGGUAGCCCGCCAGGACGAACAAAAGGAAGGACAUUGUUUAGCUGGAGAUUGCUACAUGAGACAAUAUGGUGUUUCGAAAGAGAAGGCAAUGGAAGAGCUUCGAAAAAUAUGUGACAAUGCCUGGAAAGUUAUGAAUGAAGAAUUGAUGAAACCAAAUGAAGUGCCAAUGCCUCUUCUUAUGACUAAUAUAAACCUUGCUCGUGUAAUGGAAGUUGUUUAUCAGUGUGGAGACGCAUUUACCUACUCUUCAGGUCUGAAAGAUUACAUCAAAUUAGUGCUCCUCCAACCAAUUCCUGAAUGAAAAUCUGAUCCCCGUGUUUGAUUUUUGUUUCUUUGUUCCUAAAAAAAAACUUCUUUUUCAUUUCUAAUAAUGUAUUGGCCGAUCGGGUUGUCAUUAAAUUAAGUUAAGUUAAUUCAAUCUGGAAGAAUGGAAGUUCAAUUAGAGCCUGCAAGGAGAUGGAUUUCUUUGUGAUAAGUGUAUUGCAAAGUUUGCUAAUUAUGUGAUAAGUGUCAGUGUUAAGGA